Messenger RNA from Phytophthora infestans T30-4, 1377 nucleotides. RefSeq lists its product as uncharacterized. The coding region runs from base 1 to 1377 and encodes 458 amino acids. NCBI's taxonomy places the organism in Eukaryota, Oomycota, Peronosporomycetes, Peronosporales, Peronosporaceae. The record is from RefSeq and is a predicted model, not a curated record. The transcript is spliced from 2 exons.
AUGAGCUAUCCGCUGCUGCGGCGUUUGCCGCUGGGUGCGCUGGACCGGCAAGUGGCGCGCGCAAGUAUGCAAAUAUGUCACAAGAUCGUCAUGCAGCAGCUCUACAUCUCGCGCGCAGACGCAGCCAAGCAGUGGGUCGUAGUGUCCAAUCCAUCAGAGGAGUGCGUCGAAUUGACGGGCUUCAGUUUGAAUUGCAGUGGCAGCAGCGACGUCUUCAAUUUCCCUGCCAAGUACACACUAUUACCAGGCGACGAGGUGGCUAUAUGGUGCUCUCCGGGUGAUCUUAAGCUUGACGUGGAUAAUCUACUGCAGCCUUAUCUCUUCUGGGCCAAAGCCGACGGAUCAUUGCGUAACGAGUCAUUCUUCUCUGCGGGUCAGGAUAAUGAAGUGUUACUUUUGGACCCUCUUUUUAUUGAAGUGUCGUCCAUUCGAGUGGCUACAGACGGUCGGAAGGAGUUCCGCGUAUUGCACUGCAAGUCCGCACACUCGAGGACUCUUCGCAGCGAGAUUGACACACGAUUCUGUGUCGGAUGUCUGUCUCCUCCAGAGUUCGAGAUACGCACGUCACGACCAACUCCUGAGAGCGGGAUAAUCACCUCGCCACCGCCGAAUCAACGAGAGGUCUACGUGUUUUCAAGAUACUGGGGCGUCGUGUCGGACAAGUCGCUGUUUGAGCACUUUCUGGCGGUCUCGUUGGUUCCGCUGUUGGAAUCAUUUCGUGCAGUAUUAAUCUACGUGAUGCUGUGCAUGUUCCGACCCGCAACAAGCACUGGUUCAGGUCCGCAAUUGCGCUCCAACGUGACGACGCUGCUGCUCAUGAUGUUAGCUUGCGACGUCAUCGCACGAAGACUCAUGCUGUGCAUCAAGAGUGGAUUAUUGGUCACAAUUGCAAGCUUCACGUCUGUCGUACUGGAUCGAGUGGCAGUGCUGGUGCUGUAUUUGUCGCUGCAAAGACUGUACCCGGCGUUAAGCUCUUCCUUCCAGUAUAUGCUCACUGUUGAUCUCAGUGUCAGCUGCAUCAACGCUGCUGCAGUGCACGUGCGCUUCUUGGAAGAACGACGAGAUUGGCAUCUAUUGUUCAAGCAAUUCGCACACUGGGACUACAGAUACCGAGCAAUCAUUUGCGCAUGUGGCGUUGGUCGCGAGCUGCUACUACAUUUGCUACUCCUGCUCCCGUUCGGCAGCCACCCGUCGCCUGUAUGGAAAGCUGUAGGAUAUCUGCUCGUGCCGCUCUUCACUCUGGCAUCGGGUGUCGAUCUUGUACGCGCAUUUGCCACCAUCUUGCAUAUUCUCCGAUACCCCUUUAAAGAGGACCCACCGAUGAUAUUCUCCACACCCAAAGGGAUCCGCUUUAGAUCCCGCUACCCACAAAGUUAG